Messenger RNA from Selaginella moellendorffii, 444 nucleotides. Its product is annotated as peroxidase 62-like. Gene Ontology annotation, biological process: response to oxidative stress. Gene Ontology annotation, molecular function: peroxidase activity; heme binding. The transcript has a single exon. Gene Ontology annotation, cellular component: plasmodesma; plant-type cell wall. The record is from RefSeq and is a predicted model, not a curated record. The coding region runs from base 1 to 444 and encodes 147 amino acids. NCBI's taxonomy places the organism in Eukaryota, Viridiplantae, Streptophyta, Lycopodiopsida, Selaginellales, Selaginellaceae.
AUGGCUUCCAUGCUUUCGAGCGAUCGAAUCUUGAUGCUUUGCAUGGUUUUGCCUUCAUUCAGCUUCAAGGGAGCUUUGUCACACUCGAUUGGAUUUGGACACAGCUACGCACAAACUUGUCCCGAUGCUGAGCGGAUCAUCCGCGACACGAUCUGCGAUUACGCCAAUCGCGAUCCAACAGUCCCGGCGGGACUGAUACGCUUGCACUUUCACGACUGCUUCGUUAACGUACACUCCGGUAUAGAUAAGUUAUACAAUGUUCUUGGAUUUGUGCGACGCCUCUAUCCUUCUCGACUCAACUCCAACAGAUAUCCUCCAAACAACAAUUCAGCGCAGGGAUUCGAAGUUAUUGACGAUGCAAAGAGAAGAUUGGAGAAAGCCUGUCCUGGAGUGGUGUCGUGUGCAAUUGCCAUCGCCGCCAGGGAUUCGACAGUCAAGCUUUGA